Messenger RNA from Anas platyrhynchos (mallard), 2187 nucleotides. The record is from RefSeq and is a predicted model, not a curated record. NCBI's taxonomy places the organism in Eukaryota, Metazoa, Chordata, Aves, Anseriformes, Anatidae.
UGCCCCCUGCCGCAUCCGGCAGCUCCCCUGCGAGCAGAGAGAGGUGGGGUGGGAGAGCUGCAGCAGAAAGUGCCCGGGGCUGCAGGUACAGAGCCACCAGCUGCAAAAACGCAGCCCUGCAGGGCUCGGCUGCACCGCUGCCUCCUGGGGAAGGCGAAAUUUGGGGCAAAACCCCAGAGGGUUUGGUUUCUUUUGGCUGUUUUCAGCCACUGCAGCUCGGGGAUGCUUCCUGGCAUAGGCACGAGCGGCCGAUGCAUGCGGAGAGGACCCGCGCUGCCCUACACGAUGGGUGCAGCGGGGGCUGCUCCAUCCUUCUGACAGCCCCAGCGGGCGUGGGGCAGUGAAAACCCAAGCUCUGGAGCGCAGCGUCCCAGGGCUUAGGAGCUGAAAAGCCAAAUUCUUAGCGUGGCCACCGUGAAGCCCGCAGCCAGCACCGCCGGGUGCCACCAGCACCUCCUGCUUCACCCAAAAACCUUCCCCCCGCGGCCAGCGCGUGGCUGCUCCCCCUCUGAGCCCCCGGCGCUGGCUCUGGGUGCAGGAGGCUCGAGCUGGCCCGAGGGCGAUGCGAGGAGCACGUCGCCACUCGCUGCACGUGGCCGGGGUCCAGCAGCUGGGGACCUGAGCCCUUGGCGGCUCAGUUAGCAGCUGGUUCUUAAUCAGCCUUUUGCAAACGUCCUUUUGAAGGUACUGCACGUGAAAUCUGUGUUUUUUUCCCCCUUCCUUUUUAGCUGUGUGCCAUGCCAGGGGCUGCUGCCCGCGGCGAUGCGCCCCGGGCAGCCCCAGGAGCGCGUCCUGCUGGCGCCGCGACUGCUGGCAAGCGAAAGCUGCACGCGGGAGGGAAAAAAGCCUGAAAUCACAUCUUUUUUUGCAAAAAAAUUACGUAAAUAAAUAAAUCAAGGCAGUCCUGCAGCGCUGUCUAGCACCUUCCAGCUCCCUUUGCUGUGGCUGCAGCCAUCAAACAAACCCCAUUAGCUGUCCUGGCUGGCGCGGUGACGUAGCCGCGCGUUGGCAGCCCCCCCCCCUCCCCCCGUGUCCCUCUGCCAGCUGGAUUCAUGGCAAACGGGGCAGGUGUCUGCAGCAAAAACAUGCCUCAAACCUGCUGGCGAGGCUCCGGCUGCCAGCUGCUCUCAGGCGGGAGGGAAACUGCUCCCUGCAGCCAGGGGCAUGGGGACAGAGGUCCCGGUGCGACGGCCGGGAGCUGGGCUCACGUUUGGCACGGGAUGCACAAGCUCUGCGCCUGCUCCGAGCCCAGAUCUUGGCCCAGGAGCUGCUGGAGCAGGCUGGGAGCUGCCACGCAUCCCUCCUGGAGCUGGAGACUCCAACCCCUGGGGUUGGUGGCACGGAGGGGACGUGUCCCCGGCGCAGCGCUCGGUGCUGAUAAGCAGCUGGUUAAUGUGUAACGGGACGGCCUGGGGCAUGGAGAGGCCCCACCAUGGGGCCUGCAGGCAGCGGGACCUUCCUCGGGAUGUCCUGAUCCCAAGGAGAAAGGCAGCAGCAGGCACCUGGAGACCCUCCUGGAGACCCUCCAGGAGCCCAAGGAGGUGCCUCGGUGGUUCCUGGACAGUUCCUGGGGCAGCAAAGGGUGCUUGGACACCCCACUCCUCCCAUGGGGUCCCUGCUCGUGGCACCCCAGGGCACCCCUGGGUGCCUGCGCCAACGUCCUGCUGCCGGCACCCCCGUCCCUGCCCUUGCUUUGACGCAGCCCCGCUCACCUGCGUCGGCUUCCUCAGGACCCCCGGCCCUGGGGGCUCCUUCCCCGGUGGCCACCUGGGGUUCCUUGUCCUUGUCCUUGUCACCCAGCUCCUUGUCACCCACGUGCCAGCCUCCGUCCUCGGCACCCGCCUGGCCUCACAGCCGGCUGAAAGCCGAGGUGCUGCUUCGGGGAGCAGACCCCGCUCCUCCUCUUCCUCGCUACCUUUGCUCCGGGCCUCUUCCCCCCCGGCAGCAGUGGGUCGUGCUGCCCAAGGCCCCCCAGCACCUCGGGCACGAGGCUUCGCUCCGGGUCCCCCCAGGGGUGGCAGCGAGGGGGGAAUCGAGCCCGUUACUGCCCGGGCUCGGUGGGGAGGGAGCGGAAAACAGCUGAGCUUUACGACAGCCCGAUCCGUCACCGCAGGAGGAGAGGGGCUAAGUCGGUGCUUUAAAAAUAGCCAGCAGUAUUUUUGAUCCCGAAAGCUGGAUUCCAGUGGG